Molecule: messenger RNA, 432 nt
Organism: Durusdinium trenchii
Lineage: Eukaryota; Dinophyceae; Suessiales; Symbiodiniaceae
Source: the annotation of a GenBank genome assembly
GGAAAGGUGUCAAAAGAUGAUCAGGAGGUGAAAGAAAAUGAUACGAAGACGAAUGAAGGUGAUCAUGCAUCCAAAGAUGUUCAGAUGGACGGUGAAGAGGAGUGCAUCGAGAUUGAGGAAGAGGAAGAGGAGGAAUGGUAUGAUGAUGACGAAGAAGUUGACCCCGAACAGCUUGAACAAAAAGAUUUGGAUGAUCUGAGGAAAGCGAGUGAUGAGUACAACCAAAAACUGGAAGAAGAAGCUCGAAACAUGAAGGAACAGAAGGAUGCAAAGAAGGCUGAGGAAGACAGAAAAGCGGAGGAUGAAAAGAAGAAAGUAGAGGAGCAGAAGAAAGCGGAGGAUGCAGAUGAGCUGAGAAAAGCUGAGGAAGCGAGAAAGGCUGAGGAAGACAGAAAAGCUGAGGAAGACAGAAAGGCUGAAGAGGCAAAGAAG